This is a messenger RNA of Drosophila grimshawi, 3951 nucleotides long. RefSeq lists its product as uncharacterized. The transcript has 9 exons. The record is from RefSeq and is a predicted model, not a curated record. Gene Ontology annotation, molecular function: protein dimerization activity; RNA polymerase II cis-regulatory region sequence-specific DNA binding; DNA-binding transcription factor activity, RNA polymerase II-specific. Lineage: Eukaryota; Metazoa; Arthropoda; Insecta; Diptera; Drosophilidae. Gene Ontology annotation, biological process: regulation of transcription by RNA polymerase II. Bases 306 to 3449 code for a protein of 1047 amino acids. Gene Ontology annotation, cellular component: transcription regulator complex; aryl hydrocarbon receptor complex; nucleus.
ACAGCAAGGGGAGUAUUAAAAAAAGAAACCAAAACAACUCAAAGCUUAACCCUGACUGCAGCGUCGCAGCAGCAGCAGCAGCAGCGCAAGGAAAAAACAAACAAACAAAAUUGACGGCGGCAAAAGAAAAUCAAGGAGAGCAAAGUGUGUUGCGGUGAGCGCGAAAGCCAACGCUAAGCAGCGCAGCAGCCGUAGCAGCAGCAGCAGCAGCAAAAGCUUCAGUAACAGCAACAAUAAGGCGACUCGCACUUCAUGCAGAAGUAUAAGAAACAGCGCAAAACAUCGCCCCGGUCAACAACAGCAAAAUGAGCGCUCUCGAUGCCUAUCUGAAGCGGCCGGCGGAUGGAGCGAGUGGAACGACAAGCCAAUCCGGUCAAUCUAAUUCGGCUGCAGCGAUUACGGCUCCGAUUCCGGAGGACGCUGAAGAUCUCAAAACAGACAUUCCGUUCUUUGAUGAUCCGCCGUCGCAGUCGCAGUCACAAUAUGCGUCCGGCUGGAGCACAGAUGCUGCGGACCGGGAGAAUGUUGGUUGCACACCGGACUUAGAACUAGAAACGGAUGCGGAUGCGGAAACGGAACUGGAACCCGAACUAGAUGAUGGCUACACGGAUUCAGAUUAUGCCAGCGGUAGUGCCGCAAAUAGCUAUUAUCAAUCCCCGACACCGUCCAACAGCGACAUAAUGCUGCGUCCGCCCUCAAACACAACUUUCCAGUAUAGCUAUCCAUCACCGGGCUCAACGGGGACGGGCAGUCUGAGUACGGGUCCCAGUACGGCAAUCGGUGCCGGCAGAUUGCAUCCAGGCGCCUAUACACAUUCCCAGACGUUGCCGUCGUCCUCAUCAUCAUCGUCAGCAGCGUCUUCAUCGGCCUCCAGUUUCUAUCCCAACAUGUGGUAUCCGAAUGCACCGUAUUGCAACGGUUCGGCAUCGGGAUCGGGAUCCGGAUCGGGAAGCGGACACACCUAUAACCGUUAUGGUGGCUAUGCGGUCCAAGCGACUGGUGCGCCCUUUGCGCAUGGGAUGCUGCAACAUCAUGCCGGCCAUGUCCUGCAUCCUCAUCCCCAUCAUCAUCAUCCGCAUUCGCAUCCGCAUCCACAUUCGCACCAUCCACAUACGCACUCACAUCCACACCAUCAGCAUCCGCAUCCGCACGAGACAAUGAUGGAAAUGUUCCAGCUAUCCAAUAGCGGUCGCGAAGCACGCAAUCGGGCAGAGAAAAAUCGUCGGGAUAAACUAAAUGGCUCCAUACAGGAGCUGUCGACAAUGGUGCCGCAUGUGGCGGAGUCGCCGCGACGCGUCGACAAAACGGCAGUGCUGCGUUUCGCUGCGCACGGACUGCGGCUUAAAUACGUGUUUGGUAAGACACUGCAUCUUCAGAGGCCCCAAGUGACGGACACUCUAAUGGAAAUGUUGGACAGCUUUUUUCUCACUCUCACCUGUCACGGCCAAAUACUGUUGAUAUCGCCGAGCAUCGAACAACAUUUGGGCCAUUGUCAGACGGAUUUGUAUGGGCAGAGCAUACUGCAGAUCGCUCAUCCUGAGGACCAUGAAAUGCUCAAGCAACAGCUCAUCCCCACCGAGCUUGAGAAUCUCUUCGAUGCCCAUGCGGAUCCCACGGACGACGAUGGUGAACCCCGGCAGCGCAGUAAAUCCGAGGAGGAUUAUAUCGAUCGAAAGUUGCGCGACGAUAGGCGCAGCUUUCGUGUGCGCUUGGCACGCGCUGGUCCCCGCUCCGAGCCGACCGCCUACGAGGUGGUCAAAAUCGAUGGGUGCUUCCGUCGCAGCGAUGAGGCGCCGCGGGGCGUACGCUCAAAUACGUUCAGCUCCAGUUUGCAGCUGAUACGACGAACACGCGGACGCGACGAUGCGAUACCGUUGCACACAAUUAGCGGCAACGAUAUUGUGCUGACUGCCUUGGCGCGGAUCAUUCGGCCGCCAAAGAUCGUGAAUCGUCUGUUCGAUGCGAAUACUCUGGAGUACCGCACUCGCCACUUGAUUGAUGGCCGGAUCAUUGAUUGCGAUCAGCGGAUAGGCGUCGUCGCCGGCUAUAUGACCGAUGAGGUGCGCAAUCUGAAUCCGUUCACCUUCAUGCACAACGACGAUGUCCGCUGGGUGAUUGUUGCACUGCGUCAAAUGUAUGACUGCAAUAGUUCGUAUGGCGAGUCGACAUAUCGCCUGUUCACGCGCAACGGCAACAUUAUCUAUCUGCAAUCGAAGGGAUAUCUGGAGAUUGACAAGGAGACGAACCGGGUGCACUCGUUUGUCUGCGUCAACACUCUGCUUGAUGACGAGGAGGGCAAGCGACGCGUGCAGGAGAUGAAGAAGAAAUUCUCGGUGAUCAUCAAUACACAGAUACCGCAAUCGACCAUCGAUGUGCCCGCCUCGGAGCAUCCAGCGCAACUAGAGAAAGCUGUACUCCGUCUAAUCCAUAAUCUCCGUUCAUCUGCCGAUCAUCAUCAUCAUCAUCAUCAUGCCCUGCCGCUGCCAUCCGACAAUGAUGAGCUAGCUGAUCACAAUGUUGCUGGUGGAGCUUCAGCUGCUGCUUCUGCUGCUGAUGAUGAUGAUGAUAUGCAUUGUGUUGGCCAUGAUGAUGCCGAUGAUGACUACGAUGACGACAUCGAGGAGGGACUCGCAAGCAUCACAUCCUUCAGCUACGAUACCCAUGCCAAUCAGCAAUCACAUCAACAUCAGCAGUCUCAGUCUCACUCACAUACACAGCAUUCUCAACGUGGCCAUUCGUAUCAUUUGGAGGGUGGUUCCAUGGCGUCGUCGUCGCAGUCACGUUUGGGUAGCUCCAAGACGCCGCCGCUGGCGCUGGUGCCGCCCGAGACAUCUUCCGUGAAGUCAUCAAUAUCGAAGAGUGUCAGCGUUGUCAAUGUCACGGCCGCCAAGCAUCUACGUGGCCUCCACUCCGCCAACGCCAAUGCCAGCUGCUCCUCAGCAGCAGCAGCAGCGGCAGGAGCAGGCGGAGCAGCGACAUCGUCCACUCGGAAUAGCUGCACUUGCUUGGGUGACGGUGAUUGCGACUACUGUCAACGACCACUGACGCCGGAGACAUCCGUCAUGCUCAAGCGUUGCAGUGCAUCCCAUGAUGUCCACACUGAUAACGAUAGUGUGAAACAGGCCAAGCGACGCUUCAUGCCCAGCACAGAAGAGAUCGAGCAUGUCCUGAGUAAUUCACUGGAGCAAAUCCAGAGGGAUCUGCACCAGCAAGUCAAUGUGGCUGCCCAACUGCGGGAUCAGUGCAAUCGCUAUGAGCUGCCCGAUGCCAAUCAGCGCAUAGAUGAGAUCUUGGAGGAGCAUCAGAAGCAGAGCAAGGAGUAUGUCAACAUCAAGAGCGAUUUUGAGGAGCAGCUGCAAAGCAAGGCGGCGAAUACAACGAAAACGGAUAGGGAAACGGAAACAGACACCCAAGCAGGCAGCAGCGGUUCAACAGGAGGUGCCACUUAAUAAUACCAUACAUAUAUAUAUAUAUAUAACUGAGGGGUUUCAACCGUUGUGAUAAACGUGGCAGCAGCAAAUUUGAGCAGCGACUUGUAUCGAAAUGACAAAUGUUGAGUUGAAGUGAAUGUGGAUUGAUGGAUGUUCGAAAGGCAAACAACUAUUUACAAUUUAAAAAAUGCUGGAAUGAGCAUUGUAGCAUCUUUAUGCUAUCGAUAUAAGUAUAUAUAUCUCUUUAUAGGCAUAUAAAGUAAGUUGGAACCGAACUAACGAGUGAGCAUGCAACAAAACUACUUUAGGAUGGGGCCCUGGACUCUCGACCAGUGGCUGUUUUAUUUUUCUAUCUAUUUUCUGCCCCUUUUUUUUGUAAUUACAGUUGUUUAUUUUUUGUAUUUGUUUUUCCCUCGGACGUAAUUAUAGUUAAAUAUAGUGCAAAAUGUUUGUUAAUUCAUUUAAAUUAAAAUUGUAUAGUCACCCAAUUAUUAGGUUAUUUAACUCUACCAUAUUUAUA